Messenger RNA from Salvelinus fontinalis (brook trout), 12242 nucleotides. Its product is annotated as vitamin D3 receptor B. Gene Ontology annotation, molecular function: vitamin D response element binding; nuclear receptor activity; zinc ion binding. Bases 493 to 1827 code for a protein of 444 amino acids. Gene Ontology annotation, cellular component: nucleus. The transcript is spliced from 10 exons. The record is from RefSeq and is a predicted model, not a curated record. NCBI's taxonomy places the organism in Eukaryota, Metazoa, Chordata, Actinopteri, Salmoniformes, Salmonidae. Gene Ontology annotation, biological process: cell differentiation; negative regulation of transcription by RNA polymerase II; positive regulation of transcription by RNA polymerase II.
AGAAAAUAUCCCAUUUUGUCGAAGUCCGGGGGCGGGGCAUAUCAAAAAGUAAUGGCCAUCUAUUUAGGGUCUGGCCAGGGGAUUUCUCGUCUAUCAUAGCUAUUCUAUAGAAUUCGCCGUUUGUAGAGCGAACAAGGUAAAUAUCGUAACCAGUAUUACUAGCCGUAUUCGUAAAUUGCAGUCGCGUUCGGUCUGAAUAUAGUUGAUAUAUCGCCUGAACUUGAUACACCAAUUUAGGGUUAACCAGCCAUCUAGCCACGCUAGCUAUCAGUAUCAGCUCGCCAGCCAACAUUUAGAACCUUCCUUGGGCGUGAUAGUUUGGACGUUUCGAGUCGAUCACAUGCGGAUAUUUGUAUAACGCAGUUAUUACACAGUAUCUCAUACCACAAGUCAACAUGGGAAUGAAUUUUUUUUCAAGAGAUUGACGACGACAAACGGAUUAAGGGCAACUUGGUAUUGGAAAAAGUUGUACGCAGGAUUAAAGAUAUCUUUAUGGUUAAGAAGAGAGUUGCCAAGUCUUUAUCACCCAUCAACAAACAAGGGCAUGCCAAAAUCUCAGUAAUGGAGACUACGGCUGUGAGUACCACCACUCUGGCCAAUGAUGAGUUUGACAGGAACGUGCCGCGGAUCUGCGGUGUGUGCGGGGACAAGGCCUCCGGAUUCCACUUCAAUGCCAUGACCUGCGAGGGCUGCAAGGGCUUCUUCAGACGCAGUAUGAAGCGCAAGGCCAGCUUCACCUGUCCCUUCAACGGCAGUUGCACCAUAACCAAGGACAACCGCCGCCACUGCCAGGCCUGCCGGCUCAAGCGCUGCGUGGACAUCGGCAUGAUGAAGGAGUUCAUUCUGACAGACGAGGAGGUGCAGAGGAAGAAGGAUCUGAUCCAACGGAGGAAGGAUGAGGAGGCGCAGAGGGAGGCGCAGCGACCCCGGCUGAGCGAGGAGCAGAGCCAGGUCAUCGCCACGCUGGUGGAUGCUCACCACAAGACCUACGACGACUCCUACUCCGACUUCAACCGCUUCAGGCCUCCGGUCCGAGAAGGCCCAGUGACACGCAGUGCCAGCAGAGCUGCCUCUCUCCACUCUCUAUCUGAUGCAUCAUCUGACUCCUUCAGCCACUCUCCAGAGUCGGUGGACACUAAGCUGAUGAACUUCAGUAACCUCCUGAUGAUGUACCAGGAGCAGGGGGGAAGCCCGGACUCCGACGACGACGGCUCCAAGCUCUCCAUGCUGCCCCACCUGGCCGACCUGGUCAGCUACAGCAUCCAGAAGGUCAUCGGCUUCGCCAAGAUGAUCCCUGGCUUCAGGGAGCUGACGGCUGAGGACCAGAUUGCCUUGCUCAAGUCGAGUGCCAUCGAGGUGAUAAUGCUGCGCUCCAACCAGUCCUUCAACCUGGAGGACAUGUCCUGGAGCUGCGGAGGGCCCGACUUCAAGUACUGCGUCAACGACGUCACUAAAGCGGGCCACACUCUGGAGCUGCUGGAGCCUCUGGUCAAAUUCCAGGUUGGCCUGAAAAAACUUAACCUCCACGAGGAGGAACACGUGCUGCUCAUGGCCAUCUGCCUACUCUCCCCAGACCGUCCGGGCGUGCAGGACCACGGGCGCAUCGAGACCCUGCAGGACCGUCUGUCGGAGACGCUGCAGGCCUACAUCCAGCUGCACCACCCGGGCGGCCGCCUCGUGUACGCCAAGAUGAUCCAGAAGCUGGCGGACCUGCGCAGCCUCAACGAGGAGCACUCCAAGCAGUACCGCUCGCUGUCCUUCCAGCCCGAGCACAGCAUGCAGCUGACCCCGCUGGUGCUGGAGGUGUUCGGCAGCGAGGUCUCCUAAAUUAACACUUUUUGGUGACCUUUGAUGGAGGUGGAUGAGGUGGACGAAAGGUCAUAGGAGAGGUGGGAGGAGAGUACGAGGUGGGAGCUAUAGGAAUGUGGUUAGACGGACUGUGGAUGGUGUGAAUGUAAGUGUGUGAGUGAAGGUGCGCGUGUGUGUUGUGAGGGAGGGGGGAGGGGUGGGGGUAAUAGAAGUGUGUGUGUGUGUGUGUGUGUGUGUGUGUGUGUGUGUGUGUGUGUGUGUGUGUGUGUGUGUGUGUGUGUGUGUGUGUGUGUGUGUGUGUGUGUGUGUGUGUGUGUGUUAGAAAGUCGCCUGCCGUGUGCAUGUGUGCGUGAGGAGCUUCGGUAGGUCAGGUCUGGGACUGGGUACCUGAGAAGCUGUUGACUGGAACAUGCAAAGCGAUGGGGAGCGAAUGAUGCAAACAAUGGAAUUUACUUCAGAACCAUACAUACAUGGAACUUCUGCCAAUAUUUGCCAUGUACGCUUACCUUGGUAUUUAAGAGACAGUAUAUUGCCAAACAGUAUUGCGUCUUGUGUGCCGGUAUAUACAGUACACCGUGUGCUUUUUGUGUGUGUGUCAUGCAAGUGCUGCUUUUAUGCAUGGCGGUGUAUGAUCACUCAUACAUAUGAUCACACACAUACACACACACACGUAAGGACACUCACUCACUUAUACAGUUAGCCAAUAUGUUGGAGCUACCUCUGAUUUUCACCUCUCUCAGUUUUUGUAUUCAGAAAUACACACAGCAUAGAACCUUCAAAAUGCAUGCUAACAUUUCAAUCGUGGAUAGCUAAUAGAUACUAGGUCCUCACUGGAGCGAAAACAGUGCCUGCAAAAUAUUUCCACGUGUUUCUCUCAUCCUUUCUCCGGUUAUUCUGCUCAAUCGCUUCCCUCAAGGGCAAGUGUUUGAGUGUACGUAUACGCCGCAAAACACACGUCCUUCACCUCUGCCGAAGGUAUUGUCAACGCUCUCUAAGCUUCCAAGCUUCUAGUGUAGCCACAUGAUGCCUUUUAUGUGCACACUCACCAUUUGUGCUAGCUUUUGCUAACUAGCUUCUAGGAAUUGAUGAAGGAAAUGUGUAUACUCUGAAUAGAUUCAUACAGCCUACAGAAUAUUAUCUGUAACCUGGAAAUAGUUUGGUUGUGGAAUAGUGUGUGGGAGCUUUGGCUGUUUAGUCACUAAAACAAGCUGUCAAUCAAACCAAGCCAGAGCGCUGGUUGGUUGGUUUCUUUCUUUUUGGGGGUUGGGGGGGGGGGGGGGGGGAUUAUGAUAGCUCUAAAUAGACUUAGCUACAACUUCUAUGUAUCACGAACACUGCUACCUGUACUCAAGCGUAUCUAUUAAUAUAUGUCUAUAUUCAAGUUAUACCACCGUUUUUAAAGGGCUACAAUGCCAAACUCUGACUGGAAAUGCAUAGUUAGGCCGGUUACUCUACUGUCCACGUCUUUUUGUAUUAUAGCCACAAACCAUGCAAGUUAUCUGGACAGGAUCUUAAAACAAUUCCAUGAAUUGUUCAUUUUUUUCUCCUCAAAUGUACAGUUUUUAGUAGGUGGAGUGUUUCAAAGCUGCUUCUUCACAGAUAUCACCCCUUUCGUUUCCAACUCGGAAGUGGAAUUUAUUUGAAAAGAAUGUCUUGAGGACUCGGAUGGACCGUUUUCUGUUUAGUUUUUUGACACGUCCGAGUCCUCCGGUGUUGUAUGCUGCUCAGCCCUCCAGUGGCUGCAUCCUGUAAAUACUACGUAUCGAUACAAUGACCCCGCAGCUGUACAUAGGGCUACAUAGGUAUUACUACUACUAACGCUCAGUAAGGAAAUUCUUGGAUUAUAUAUGCAAACAUGAUAUUGAUGACCGUGUUUUAUGACUUAUUCUCACUUUCUCUCUCUGAAACACUAUGCUUUCUCAACUUUCUUAUAUAUAUAUAUACAGUACCAGUCAAAGUUUGGACACACCUACUCAUUCAAGGGUUUUUCUUUAUUUUUACUAUUUUCUACAUCGUAGAAUAAUAGUUAAGACAUGAAAUCUAUGAAAUCAUACAUAUGGAAUCAUGUGGUAGCCAAAAAAGUGUGGAUAUAUUUUAGAUGUUAGAUUCUUCAAAGUAGCCACCCUUUGCCUUGAUGACAGCUUUGCACACUCUUGGCAUUCUCUCAACCAACUUUAUGAGGAAUGCUUUUCCAACAGUCUUGAAGGAGUUCCCACAUAUGCUGAGCACUCGUUGGCUGCUUUUCCUUCACUCUGUGGUCCAACUCAUUCCAAUCUCAAUUAGGUUGAGGUCAGGUGAUUCUGGAGGCCGUGUCAUCUGAUGCAACACUCCAUCACUCUCCUUGGUCAAAUAGCACUUACACAGCUUGGAGGUAUGUUUUGGGUCAGUGUCCUGUUGAAAUACAAAUGAUAGUCCCCUAAGCGCAAACCAGAUGGGAUGACGUAUCACUGCACAAUUCUGUGGUAGCCAUGCUAGUUAAGUAUGCCCUGAAUUCUAAAUAAAUCACUGACAAUGUCACCAGCAAAGCACUCCCACACCAUCACACCUCCUCCUCCAUGCUUCACUGUGGGAACCACACAUGCGGAGAUCAUCCGUUCACCUACUCUACGUCUCACAAAGACGCGGCGAUUGAAAUGAAACAUCUCAAAUUUGGCCCCAUCAGACCAAAGAACAGAUUUCCACCGGGCUAAUGUCCAUUGCUCAUGUUUCUUGGCCCAAGCAAGUCUCUUCUUAUUGGUGUUCUUUGGUAGUGGUUUCUUUGCAGCAAGUUGACAAUGAAGGCCUGAUUUCACGCAGUCUCCACUAAACAGUUGAUGUUGAGAUGUGUCUGUUACUUGAAGCAUUAUUUUGGGCUGCAAUCUGAGCUGCAGUUAACUCUAAUGAGCGUAUCUUCUGCAGCAGAGGUACAUCUAGGUCUUCCUUUCCUGUGGUGGUCCUCUUAAGAGCCAGUUUCAUCAUAGCCCUUGAUGGUUUUUGCGACUGCACUUGAAGAAACUUUCAAAGUUCUUGUCUUAAAGUAAUCAUGGACUGUCAUUUCUCUUUGCUUAUUUGAGCUGUUCUUGCCAUAAUAUGGACUUGGUCUUUUACCAAAUAGGGCUAUCUUCCGUAUUCCACCCCUACCUUAUCACAACACAACUGAUUGGCUCACAACCAAAUUCCACAUAUUAACUUUUAACAAAGCACACCUGUUAAUUGAAAUCCUUUCUAAGUGAAUACCUCAUGAAGCUGGUUGAGAGAAUGCCAAGAGUGUGCAAAGCUGUCAUCAAGGCAAAGGGUGGCUACUUUGAAGAAUCUAAUAUCUAAAAUAUAUUUUAUUUGUUUAACACUUUUUUGGUUACUACAUGAUUCCAUAUGUGUUAUUUCAUAGUUUUGAUGUCUUCACUUUUAUUCUACAAUGCAGAAAAUAGUAAAAAUAAAGAAAAUCCCUGGAAUGAGUCGGCGUUUCCAAACUUUUCUACUUAUAUAUAUAUAUAUAUAUAUAUAUAUAUAGAUUAAUCUAUAUAUUUUUGGGUGUGGGUGAGUGAUUGAUUGACGCAUUGGCUAAGGUUGUGUCGUCGAUGCGUGGUUUGCGCCUUUACUUUGGUUAGUCAUUUGGGAGAAAAAGGAUGUUAUACAAGCUGAAUAUACAGUGCUGCUCUCUAAUAUAAGCCAUAUAGAGGGAAAGAAAUACAAAAAAAGCCAGUUUAAAGAAAUGUGGCUCGUAUUCAUUAGUAGCUAUUGAUUUCAUUGGGCUGUAGAUACACAAUUGAUAUAUCUAAUAUGUUUAUUUCUAUGGCUCAGAUAUGCUAUUGUACUUGUAUAAAGUAGAACCAACUCAUAUGCUUUCGAUCUCUUCAUUCCCCUGUCCAUGCAAGAACCAUGUGUAAGGUCACCCAAGGGUGUGCAACACAUUGGCUGCGUGGAUUAGGUGAGUUCACCCAUACAAUGUAAAGCACUUCAUUCCAAUCCCUUAUUAGGAACUAUUAAGGCGACCCUACAGAGACCUUAAAGGUUUUUAGGGAGCACCUGUUGACCACAUUUAAUGUCAUAUCACCUGCUCCAGGGUUCAAAAUGACCUACAUGUAUAUGAUAUUGUAAAGCAAGUGAAUGGACACUGAGGACCGCUUUCCCUGGACACAUUUUAUUAAAUUCAUGUUUAAUCCAGGACUAGUCUGAGCCUAAUCUGUGUGCCGGAAACUGGCCGAAGAGGCUAUAGCGAGAUCUUGGUGUAUGGUGAAGGUUGCCCUUAGACGCUGACCUUGGGUCAUUUCCCCCACUAAUGGUUAAGUUUAGGAUUGGGGAAGGGGGAAGCUGAGCCUAGAUCUGUACCUAGGGGUUACUUCUCUCCGGAGCCUAUAGUAUCUCCUUCUACACAUUGACUUCCUGGAAUGUUUCAAUUAUGUCAGCCUAUAGCUGUGGCCUCGAAGCUAAGACACUGACAUCAUCUGGGGAAAUUGUCAAAAAGAGGGUAAAUGGAUUGCGUGAGUCGAGGUAGACGUCGCUCUAUUGUACAUCCUGUCCUUCAGUCCCUGUACGCGAGAGUCACUUCUGCUCUGUGGCAUGACAUCAUCACUAUAGGCUACAGAGAGGGCUAUUUUGUGGUCUUCUUGCAGGACGUGGGGGAGAACAAGGACUCUGUCUUCCUACUGUUGAGGGAACGUAAUCAGAACAUUGUGUUCUUAGCAUACAUUAAACCUUGUCAUUGCUUUAAAACAUCAACAUUUGACGUCAGAUAGUGGACCACAGCCUACUCCAUCACUCUCCCCCUUAUUGACAGUCAUUCAUUAUUUUGUUAUGUCCCCUCCCAGCCACCAUAGCAAAUGUUCCGUUGAAUGACUGCAGAAAAAUGACUUUUUAAUGGAUUUUUAUCGAUAAGCUAUAUAAGUCGUAUAAAGUGAUAUUGUUUUGCAAAACACACUAAAUACCUAGUGUUAGGAAUUCACUUACAUAGGCGCCUGAUGAUUCGUUGAAUAUUUUUAGUUCAUACUGUUGAUUGACAAGUUCCUCUUUCUCGGGAUGUGUUUUAUUAAGGUGGUGAUAGGCUACGUGAUUCCUUUUACUCAGUACCACUCGUGUUCAUGUCAGUUUGGUGACGGUUUAUGGUGUGUUGCGAGGUUACGGUUGUUAGAUGACUUGUGCAUUUUGGGCGGUUUUGGUUUUUAAUUUCCUUUCCACAUGCAUGUCUCUGUGUGUACAUAAAGAGAGUUGAUUGUUUUCAGUUGAUGAGAUAUAGAUAUACAGUAUUGAUUUUCGGUAUGUAUGUAUAAGGCUCGGGUAUCAUGUAAGUGCCACAGGGCGGGAUGUUGUCACAAAUCUCCCCUUUAAAGAAGUACAGGGUAAGGAGAGGUCUCUCUCGCUCGUAUCUGGUUUGCACAGUUAUAGCUGCUCAAUAUUCAGUCAACCGGAGGGGAUAUUCCAAAACGCUUGAUGAAGAAAAGGCCUAAUGUGGCUUUAUGACCAUUGAUAUAAACUUUAGACUUUUCACCUAAUAAGCUGUUCAAUAGCAUUACCUAUGGUUAGGACAAGCAAACUCUGAAGUUUCUUUCUAUAGAUUUUUGAUCAGUAAUCCAAAUUAAGCAUUUCUUCCUUUUCAUUCAUCGACUUAGAAUGUCUCAAUUUUAGCUCUGGCAUUUUUAUCGAACUCCGAACUGGAACAUACAGGUAGCUGCCAAAAUAAAGGAAACACUUGAGCAGAUGAGGAAUGCAAAGUAUAUUGAAAGCAGGAGCUUCCACACAGGUGUGGUUCCUAAAUGAGUUAAGCAAUUAACAUCCCAUCGUGCUUAGGGUCAUGUAUAAAAAUGCCCAGUUACCCAUUAUUUUGGCUACCAUGGCUAGAAGAAAAGAUCUUAGUGACUUUGAAAGAGGGGGGUCUUUAAGGAGCAUAGGGUGUUUAAAGGGUGUGUGUGUGUCUCAGUCAUCAGAUCUCAACCCAAUUGAACACUUAUGGGAGAUUCUGGAGCGUCUCCUGAGACAGCAUUUUACACCACCAUCAACAGAAUUUCUCGUUGAAAAGUGGUGUCGCAUCACUCCAAUAGAGUUCCAGACACUGGUAGAACCUAUGCCAAGGACCCAUUGAAGCUGUUCUGGUGUCUCGUUGCAGCCCACCGCCCUAUUAAGACACUUUGUUGGCGUUUCCUUUAUUUUGUCAGUUACCUUUAGGAACCAUUUAUUAAAUGAAAUUCAACUAGAAAUGUUGAGUUUGAUACAGUAGGCUAUGUCUUGUCUUGUUUAUUUUUCUAUGUCAAACAGAGGGUGAAUGCCUACAUUACAGCCCAUGGUACACCAGCAUCAGCUAGCUUAACAGUCUCAUAUUUGAAGUUCUUAUGUAUUAAGGUUGUACAAAGCAAUUACCAUUACAAAUCCAGUUUGGAAAAUGAUUAGAAAUUGAACUCGCAAAUCUAUUUUUUUUUAUUUUUUUUUAAGAACAUUCUAUGAAUCGUUUCGAUCGAGUGAGAUUGCCUUUCAAUAAAUGUUUUGAAUGUGACAGGGAUUGAUACACAGUACCGUUGAUUUUGACGUGUAGAUUUUUAAUUUUGUUCUUCUUCAAACAUUUAAAAGGAGUGCCCACAAUGGAUGUACACAACAAUGAUCUACCUCUUUUAGCUACAGAUUAUGCUUUAGCAUUAAAGCAGUUGCCUCUGUUUUUACUUUUGUAAUAUGUGUUGGUAUUUAUUGCUGUCUAAUGAAACACUUUGAUUACCUCAAAGAUGUCUCAUCAUGCAGACUGGGAGACUAUACAGCUAAUGAAGUCAUUGGUAUUUUAAAUUUUUUUGUAAAGUAUUUUUCAACUAAAAGCAUUGCAUUUUUUUUAAGUAACGCACAAACACCCACCAGAGGUUGUGGUUUAAUUGUGCCUGCAUUCUGACCAAUGGGAUUCCAGGCUGGGUUUGGGUUAGCCGGGGUUGCGUUUCAUUCUAAUACGUGGUUUCCUCCCUUUUUUCUUAGUUCACUCGCAUAUCGCACGUCUGACACAACUGGGUAGCUGUAUGUAAGAAAUACCUCCACCUGGUUUCCGCCAUAUUCGGCUUUCAUUGAAGGACAGAAGGGAGGGAGCAACAUCCUGGAAUGAAACGCAGCCAGAGACUUAACUGUGACCUCUGUAUAGAGAGGUCAUGAGUCAUAUGGUUUCGUUUGGAGAGUUGGAGUGUCUGCUCCUCUUGGCACAGUUGGAAUGGUCUUUGCCCUCACUAGAUGUCUCUCACUCUGUCCCCUUUCCCCAAUCCAUCUCUUCUCUCUCCUUCCCUCCUUCUCUCAGCUCAUUUUCUCCGCUCUUAUGCCCCAACCCACCUUUUUAGAGUAGACUAUUCCAUAUAGAUCUUCAGAUUUUCAGGAAAGGGCAAAAGUUCUGAGAGGACAACCCUCAGUAUCCAUUUAAUGCUGCUUUUAUCAAGAACAUCACAGAUUGAUGGGAAUGUUGUUAUUCUUACUAACAUUGGCACGGUUGAGUAUCACCCAGCAGAAAUAUGCUAACCAGGAUAUAGGAGGCCACAGUGUCGUGUUGUGUAGUUUUUGUAAAGCUGAGUAGUUUAGGUUGGUCUGAAGCUUGGACAAGCUGGUUCUAGAAAAGGACACAUGGGGCAAGUUCCUAUUUGAACAAUGUGGACUUGAGGAAGUUGAUGCUCAUUUAUAAACUUUGAUUAAACCGCUUUAAUUGAUCAGUGUAAUAUUAAUCGCCAGCUACCAUUGCCGCGGGAAGUAGGGGUGCUGCAGCACCCCCUGAAAUAUCGGAAUUACAUUAUGAAAACUUUAUUUUUUUUUAACAAAGGUAGGCCUUUACAAGUGCUGUAUUAGUGGACCUAUAUAGCCGUCUGUAGCGCGGGCAAAAAAAAACUGUUCUGCCCAACAUUGCUCAGUUAGUACCAAUUAAAGAUGUUGAGUAACUGCUUUAAUAUCUUUGAGUACUGAUUUUGAGUACUUUUUGGCAAUGGUCCCAACUAUCUUUCCAAUUACCUGUCUCAAUUUUGACCGUUUGUUUUCAAACAGAACUUUAAAAAAGAAAAGACAAAAUGUGUCUAGAAAAAUCAGCCAGUUUGAUAAUCAGUCGUCAUGCUAGCUAUUGGAGGUACACUACCGUUCAAAAGUUUGGGUUCACUUAGAAAUGUCCUUGUUUUCCAUGAAAACAUACCAUGAAAUGAGUUGCAAAAUGAAUAGGAAAUAUGUUCAAGACGUUGACAUGUUUAUAAAUAAUGAUUUUUAAUGUAAAUAAUAAUUGUGUCCUUCAAACUUUGCUUUCGUCAAAGAAUCCUCCAUUUGCAGCAAUUACAGCCUUGCAGACCUUUGGUAUUCUAGUUGUCAAUUUGUUGAGGUAAUCUGAAGAGAUUUCACCCCAUGCUUCCUGAAGCACCUCCCACAAGUUGGAUUGGCUUGAUGGGCACUUCUUACGUACCAUACGGUCAAGCUGCUCCCACAACAGCUCAAUAGGGUUGAGAUCCGGUGACUGUGCUGGCCACUCCAUUAUAGACAGAAUUCUUCCCUAAAUUGUUCUUGCAUAGCUUGGAGCUGUGCUUUGGGACAUUGUCCUAUGACGAAAUUGGCUCCAAUUAAGCGCCGUCCACAGGGUAUAGCAUGGCAUUGCAAAAUGGAGUGAUAGCCUUCCUUCUUCAAGAUCCCUUUUACCCUGUACAAAUCUCCCACUUUACCACCGCCAAAGCACCCCCAGACCAUCACAUAGCCUCCACCAUGCUUGACAGAUGGCGUCAAGCACUCCUCCAGCAUCUUUUCAUUUUUUCUGAGUCUCACGAAUUGUCUUCUUUGUGAUCCGAACACCUCAAACUUAGAUUUGUCUGUCCAUAACACUUUUUUCCAAACUUCCUGUGUCCAGUGUCUGUGUUCUUUUGCCCAUCUUAAACUUUUAUUUUUAUUGGCCAGUCUGAGAUAUGGCUUUUUCUUUACAACUCUGCCUAAAAGGCCAGCAUCCCGGAGUCGCCUCUUCACUGUUGACGUUGAGACUGGUGUUUUGCGGGUACUAUUUAAUGAAGCUGCCAGUUGAGGACUUGUGAGGCGUCUGUUUCUCAAACUUUAAUGUACUUGUCCUCUUGCUCAGUUGUGCACCGGGCCCUCCCACUUCUCUUUCUAUUCUGGUUAGAGCCAGUUUGUGCUGUUCUGUGAAGGGAGUAGUACACAGCGUUGUACUAGAUCUUCAGUUUCUUGGCAAUUUCUCGCAUGGAAUAGCCUUCAUUUCUCAGAACAAGAAUAGACUGACAAGUUUCAAAAGAAAGUUAUUUGUUUCUGGCCAUUUUGAGCCUGUAAUCGAACCCACAAAUUCUGAUGCUCCAGAUACUCAACUAGUCUAAAGAAGGCCAGUUUUAUUGCUUCUUUAAUCAGCACCCCAGUUGUCAGCUGUGCUAACAUAACUGCAAAAGGGUUUUACAAUGAUCAAUUAGCCUUUUAAAAUUAUAAACUUGGAUUAGCUAUCACAACGUGUCAUUGGAACACAGGAGUGACGGUUGCUGAUAAUGGGCCUCUGUACUCCUAUAUAGAUAUUCCAAAAAAAAUCUGCCGUUUCCAGGUACAAUAGUCAUUUACAACAUUAACAAUGUCUACACUGUAUUUCUGAUCAAUUUGAUGUUAUUUUAAUAGACCAAAAAAAUAGCUUUUCUUUCAAAAACAAGGACAUUUCUAAGUGACCCCAAACUUUUGAACGGUAGUGUAUGUAGACCUUGCUACACAUGAAAUCGAUUGAAGCUAACUCAAAAGUAGCUCCUGCAUUCGCAAAGAAUUCCAAAGAAAAUGGGGAAUUGGCUCCCAUGUACUCCUCACUCGACACUUUGGAGUACAAUGCAGGGAGUAAAAGGAGUUCAGAAUUAGUAGCGAUUAGCUAUAGGUAUUGACACCAGCAGACACUGUGGCCCUUCUGGGCCUGAGUUGAGUGCCUAUAGGAACCUUUUGAAGAUUGGAGUGUUUCGUGAAGCAGGAUUAGAAAGUUAGCAAGCAAACUUUUCCAAGUAUCUUUUUCAAGUAUGUUAAAACAAUUUUUAAAAAUAUAUUGUUUCUCAAGAUGGCUUAUUUCAAAGAUUGGUCAAUACUACUUAAUAACCUAUUAUUCUAGCAACUACUUUAGCUGUCUUUAUUGGCAAGAAAAUGGAGUUGUUUAAGAAUUGUUUCUAAAAUGUUCGCUUGUUAAAUGAAUAAUCCUGUUUUUAAGACACUGCACCACAUCACGUUCGAUGGAACGACAGAAACAACAAAAGCACUUACAGUAUUGUUUGUAACACAAUGCGUACAUUUGUGUGAAUAUGCUAUCAAUUACUGCCUGUCGAUGUCAGCGUUAUAUGGCUGAAAUUAUCAAAGUAAUUUGUCUAAUUUCUUGCAAUGUAUGUUCUUUGUUUUUUUUUCUUUCUUUUUAAGAUGUUUUUUUUUUUCUCUAUUACAACAGACAUUAUAAAUGGGUGUUUAUGUAAUGUUAUUUUUGUCAGAUGUUUUGCAAAUCAAUUAAUAAACGACUGUGCAUAGUG